Molecule: messenger RNA, 786 nt
Organism: Penicillium mononematosum
Lineage: Eukaryota; Fungi; Ascomycota; Eurotiomycetes; Eurotiales; Aspergillaceae
Exons: 2
Coding region: 1-786 (261 amino acids)
Molecular function (GO): oxidoreductase activity
Source: RefSeq, a predicted model, not a curated record
AUGCCUGAACAAAUCCUCGUGGGAAAGACAUGUCUCGUCACAGGCGGUGGCGGCGGCCUAGGCAAAGCAAUUGCAGCCCAAUUCCUCGAAGCCGGCGCCAGCGUCGUGAUCUGCGACGUAAACGACGAACGUCUGCAGAAGACCUCGGCUGAACUGUCAUCCAAGGGUCCCCUGAAGACCAUCAAGACCGAUAUCACCAAGAUCAACGAAGUGGAGAGCCUGUUCGACACGCUGAUUGGCGAAUUCGGUAAGAUCGAUGUCCUCGUCAACAACGCCGGCAUCAUGGACCACUUCGACCCCAUUGGCGAUCUGGACAUGGAGCUUUGGGAUCGUGUUAUGGCGAUUAAUCUCACUGCCCCGGCUCUGCUGAGUAAAUUGGCGGUUCGAAACAUGCUGGCGCAGCCGAAGCCUGAUGGCCGCAUUAUUAAUAUCGUUUCUGUUGCCGGGAAGGCUGGGUGGGCUAGUGGUGCUGCCUAUACGGCUAGCAAGCACGGUCUGGUCGGAUUGACUAAAAACACUGCUGCGUACUACGGCAACAAGGGCAUCAAGUGCAAUGCUUUGAUGAUGGGUGCCAUGGAAACCAACAUUGCUGAUGCGUUCAACUCCGGGAUGCAUAUGGAGGGUUAUAAGAAGAUGGUAAAUGUGCUCGACGCGAUUCAAGCUCCCUACGUGGAUGUGAAUGAGGUUGCUGGAUUCUGUGUGAACUUGACGUAUGGAAAGGGCGCUGGUCACAUCAACGGUGCGACGAUCGCUAUUGAUAAUGGCUGGACUUCUGUCGUUGGAUAG